This is a messenger RNA of Schizosaccharomyces cryophilus OY26, 1972 nucleotides long. Its product is annotated as mannosyltransferase. The transcript has a single exon. Lineage: Eukaryota; Fungi; Ascomycota; Schizosaccharomycetes; Schizosaccharomycetales; Schizosaccharomycetaceae. Gene Ontology annotation, biological process: mannosyl-inositol phosphorylceramide biosynthetic process. Bases 733 to 1812 code for a protein of 359 amino acids. The record is from RefSeq and is a predicted model, not a curated record. Gene Ontology annotation, molecular function: mannosyltransferase activity.
CAAAAUAUCAGUUUCUCAUGAAGAAUCCAAAAAAACUGUUAUAAUACUUACAUAUUUAUUAGAAUUAUUCACGUUUCGAAAGUGUCUGUGGCCUUUACACUUUCCUUAGAAUCCCUUGACAGCGUUUAACCAGUUACAAGAGGUGAUCAUAAAAGCCUAUAGUACAAUUUUGAAGGAUUAUCAUUACUUUUUACUUUUCUGACUUCUUGUUUCUAUUUAAUACAGCAUCCUUAGAAUAUUUUAAUUGUUUCUUUUGUUGCUCCAUCAUCUUUCUACUGGAGAGGUGAUAACGAAAGUUUGCAAGAAGCUUUCCAGCUUAUAAGUGAUCAUUUAACGUAAAAUUUGACUUACCUUUUCCUCUCAACAAGGGCUUUGGUUUCGUGGACUGCUUGAAUUGCAUCAUUGUUUGCACAUUCAGUCACUGGAAAGAGACAAAGAACUGGGCAAGACCUAUUACGAGAGUUUUAUCUGAAAAUUCGAUAAGUUCAAUUGCCCAUUGGCUUGUUGUGAAGCUUAAUUUCGGUUUCGUUGAGCUUUUACAUUUUUCACCAACAGGGCACAAUCCAUCCUUCGUUACUAAGCCUCCCCUCCGAUUUUCCCUUAUAGAAAUCCCUGAAGUUUAAUUUCGGACUUAAAUUGUUAUCGUUAUCGUUUGUGUUUAAGUUUGAGAUUCUAAGUCGCUUUUUAAUCUAAAUCCUAAUUCAACUUUACGCCGACAUAGAAUACACCGCUAUGAAUAAGCCGGCUCUCGUUUUUUUCCUUGUUUUGUCCCUGGUUGUCGUUUUCACGCUCCAUCUUUUCUGGGGACCCAUCAAGUUAUUUUUUAUAGAUUACCGGACAGACGUUUUGAAAGCAAACGAUUUGUUCGACGAGUUUAAUUAUCCGCUUAUCAAUAAUGCGACAGAAAACGUCCCGCGCGUAAUUCAUCAGACUUGGAAAACCGAAGAUAUUCCUGAUAAAUGGAAAGAUGCUCAGAAAAGUUGCAUCAACCUGCAUCCCGACUUUGAAUAUAAGUUAUGGACGGAUGAGGCAAUGCGAGAUUUUAUGAAAGAAAACUAUCCCUGGUUCCUUCCUCAGUAUGAUGCGUACCCUUAUAACAUAGAACGCGCUGAUGUCGUUCGCUACUUCAUUUUAUACCAUUACGGUGGUAUUUAUUUAGAUUUGGAUGUUGGUUGUAAUCGUUCUAUGGAGCCUUUACUGAAAUAUCCUGCGUUUGUUCGAAAAACAAGCCCCAGUGGUAUUAGCAACAAUGUUAUUGGAAUCAGGAAAAAGCAUCCUUUUCUGCUCCAAGUCAUCCGUACUCUACCAUCUUAUGCUUUCAACUAUCAUUUCCCUUAUCUAACAGUUAUGUAUUCGACGGGCCCUUUAUUCUUUUCUAUAGUUUGGAGAGCGUGGCGAAGUCUCCCCAUGGCUGAAGCCUGGCACCACGUUUGGGUCUUGACCUCUGAUGUGUACACCGGUUCCAAAUAUUCAUUCUUCAACAUUUUUGAAGGAUCAUCCUGGCAUGAUAACGACGCUGGGUUUGUAUUUUAUAUGCUCCGACAUUGGUUACUAUGGACUAUACUUGGUUUUGUAUUAUUUUUCUUUAUCGUUUUCUUGUUAUUUGGAUCUUCGCUAAAGCCUGCUGCCAGAGUCUCUCGAUCUAGCAGAAGAGCUUUUGGUAGUCCCUUUUCAAGUAAAUCAUCAUCUCCUUGGAGAAAAUUUAAGCAAUACGUUUCCACUGAUGAAAGCAGCGAUCAGCAGAAUUCAGAUUCUGUACCAUUCAUGGUCGAAUUCGACCUCGAAUCUCAAACGAGGCCAAAGAGUCCGUAAAAGAUUUAAUUUGCUGUCACUAUUGUUUUCGUUGUUACCGUUUGAAUUUUUUUUUGCAUCUUCUUUUAUUCGUAAACCAAUACUUUCGUUUCUCUUAUGUUUGUUAUCUAGCGAUCGUUUACAUUCUUUAUAUUAAUUAUCUUAAAUGAAAUUUAGCUAA